Xylaria bambusicola is the source of this 1517-nucleotide messenger RNA. RefSeq lists its product as uncharacterized. The coding region runs from base 365 to 1483 and encodes 372 amino acids. The transcript has a single exon. The record is from RefSeq and is a predicted model, not a curated record. NCBI's taxonomy places the organism in Eukaryota, Fungi, Ascomycota, Sordariomycetes, Xylariales, Xylariaceae.
CACACACAAUGUCACAGUCCCCGCAACCGUACCCGAUAACGCGUCCAAGGUCAUAGAUCGGUCCUUUACGGGGUUCGCAUUCGAGCAAUCAUCAUUCUUUGAUUACUCCUUCGAUGCUCAGGGAAACCCUAAUGAGUUCUCUCAGAACCUAGUUAGCGCCGUUUUGAGCCGCACCAGCGGUACACCUCUGCUGAGGGUGGGUGGGACGUCUGGAGACCAUGGCCGAUACGACCCAUCACAGGAAAAUUCAACCAACUUUCCCGCAACGGAAUUUGGGCCCAAAACCAAGAUUUCGGGUGACAGGCUGGUCCUCGGACCGCCCUACUUCAAGGCCUUCAAGAAUUGGCCUGGGGCUAAAUUUGAGAUGAUGGUGCCGUUUUACAACACCACAUUCAGCCAUACUAUAGCCUGGGCGCGCGAGGGUGUGGAACAAAUGGGCAUGAACAAUUUGUACGCUCUCGAACUAGGCAAUGAGCCUACCUUUUAUCCUUGGUUUUCCAUCGAGGAGUACGUGACGAGAUUCAAGAACCUUCAGGGGCGCCUCAUAGAUGCCAUUCCCUCUUUAGGCGACAAGCGCAUCUUCCAGGCUUUCGACACCGCAUCAUACUCGGCUGGCGACCUCAAAACCAAACCAACUUUCGAGAGCGGCCUAAACGCUGCAGCCCCAAGCAUCAAACAGGUCGCCUAUCAUUACUACCAGAAUCAACAUGGAAUCGCCAACUGGGGCAAUUUCCAAGAAUACAUACGCCACACAUCGACAAAAUCCAAUCUUACCAAUUUCCUUCCCAACAUCAAAUAUCUUGAAGAAGACCACUCUGCCAUCGAGUUUGCAUUCACAGAGGCAGGGUACACCGUCGGCGGUAAGGGCGACAAGGAGCACGUAAUCAAAGCAAACAACUUCGCGUCAGCUCUUUGGUCGCUGGAUUUCCAGCUCUGCGCCAUGAGCAUGAACGUGAGCCGUACCAACUGGCAACAGAUCGUGAGAUCGGAUCUUCAAAUGUGGCGACCAGUCAAGACAUCGUUGGGCGGGCCUCGAGUCACAGCACACUUCUACUCACAACCUUUCGUGGCCGACUUCAUUGGGAAGAGCGGAAAGACACAAGUCGUAGAGCUCGAUGUCGGGAUGCCUCACAAUGGGCUCUAUGCCGGGUAUGGCGCAUACGAUAACGGGAAGCUGGCGCGGGUCGCCCUGUUAAACCUAGAACUCUGGGACCAGAAGCGCAGUAGCGGUGAUCGCCCGUCUGCUAAAUUUUCUCUAUCGGGACUUAAGAAUGCUGGCAGGAAGGUUAUGGUGCACCAUCUCAAUGCAGAAAAAGGCGCUUUGGCGCAGAAUGGUAUGACUUACGCUGGCUUACAGUGGACUUGGGCUUCGAAGGGAAAGCAGAAGAAAGUGAAGGAUGACAGCAGGAUACUUGAUUUUGUCGACUCGAAAGUCGACAUCAUGGUCAAUGCAACUCAGGCAGUGCUACUUGAGAUCCAGUAGGGAGGGGAGAUUCUGUAGAUGAUGGACAUUCGGC